Molecule: messenger RNA, 4416 nt
Organism: Mya arenaria
Lineage: Eukaryota; Metazoa; Mollusca; Bivalvia; Myida; Myidae
Product: contactin-5-like
Exons: 11
Coding region: 97-2520 (807 amino acids)
Molecular function (GO): protein binding
Source: RefSeq, a predicted model, not a curated record
CUUAGCCAUUACAUUCGUAUUCAGUAUUUACUUCCUGAAACAUUGUGUUAGUUUGUAAAUCGAAUUCUUGUGAAAGAUCAGGCAUUUGGUCGUGAUAUGGAGCUGUUUAUUUUAUUUGGGAUUCUUCUUUGCGGUCAAGUGCUCAGUUUAACCUUAUCGGGAAACGGGACAUCUGGAGGUUUCACAGUUCAAGAGAAUGCAUCCUUGCAACUAACGUGUUCCUCGUCUACCGAAGUUCAGUAUGUUAACUAUUAUAAAAGAUAUACGAACAAGUCUCCUGAUACAAUAACUGCAGUAGGCUACGGCUUAUCAGGAUGUGGCACGGAUCCCCUACCGCCUUCAUACCUCAGCUGCUCAUGUGUCAGUAGGAAGGAAUACGUAUGUGUCAUCAGAACCGUCACCAGACAAAUGAAUGGGGACGUUUGGUUUUGUCUACCUAGAGGAGGAGAUGUAAAUGACAACAGUGGGGAUAAACCGAUCGUCGUAACAAUCGGUAUUACGUCGGUGAGUAUGGUGUUCCCGGCGGUCGACUUCGUGUCUGUGAUAAAAAACACCGCCCGGGAGUUCCGGUGUGAGACGUCUGCCGGGAACCCACAGGCCACCGUGGAGUGGUACAAGGAUCACGGUACACCCGGCAGGGCGGAUGACAUAGAAAUUACUUCCGGGAAAGAGACAUACUCGAGAGGUAGUGGUUCUCUGAUUGUGACUAGUGGUAAACUGACGUUGACUGUACAGGGGAACGAUGAUGGCGUGGGCGUGUACUGCAGGGCAGAGAACGGCGGGGACUGGCAAUACUCCUUAAGCGUUGUCAUAGAUGUUCAGUUUGGACCUCAAGUAAAUCUUCCUGGGGACCAUCCCAUAUUGGAGGACAGAGGUUUGAAUUACUCUUGUUCGUACACCCCUGGAAACCCUUCUCAAACAUCAUUUGUCUGGACGAGAUCAGUAGACAACAAGCAAUGGAACAGCAGGUUUGUCAAUAUCAGCUCUGUGCAGAGAUCUGACGAUGGUAUAUAUACGUGUACCGCCACGAAUCGGAUGACGCCUUCUGGAUCUAACGAACAGAUUGGAAAACACAACGGAACUUUGCACCUAAAUGUUUUGUAUGAAUCAUUCGUAAGCAGCUUCACAAUUGCUGGUAACAGCGGAACUGAUAUCGUGACAAAAUCAGAGUUCAGCAAAGCGACGUUAAUCUGCACCGUGGAUAGCAAUCCUCCAGCGUCUAUCAAUAUUCGAAAAGACGGUAAAACGAGGAGAUCCGUCGAUAAUUCAAAACUGCUUGAGUAUACCGUUGAAAACCUAACAUGCUGGGAUGCUGGACUUUACAAAUGCAAUAGCAGCAAUAAGUAUAAUAAUGCCAUCCCUUCGAAGAAGGACUUAAAGUUGUUUGUUAGAUGUUCACCGAGGCGUCCGCCUGGCGAGGAUAUCAAGUUUAACUUCACUGCUCGACAACAUGAACAUGCAACACUUGAGUAUACUGUGUUUGCGUAUCCAGUCCCGAAGCCGUCACAGUUUGUCUGGAAAAAAUGCAAGACAACGUGUGCUAAUUUACCAAUUAUGCCCAGGAAAUAUGAAAUUAAAACAACGGAGUUGUCGAGUAAUUUGACCGUACUGGAUAUUGGAAUGGAUGAUUACGGCGUAUACAGUAUUUCAAUUAACAAUGACAUUGGUGAGGAAUUAGUCGAAGAGCUGUAUCUUCAACCAGCUGGACAACCAGAAUUACCAACGGAGUUUCAUGUCAUUGAUGAGUAUCUAAGUGAAACACAAGCAAUAGUUAUAUGGACUCCUGGAUUUAAUAACGGUCUUCACCAAACCUUUCAUUUGUCGUAUACAAAAUUCAAUGAACUCACAUCUUUUACAACUGUGAAUAUUUCUCAUAACGAAGUCGAAGAAAAAAUGAACUAUACCUUAAACAAAUUGACGCCUGGAACCCAGUAUUAUGUGGAACUUUUUGCUUCAAAUGCAGAAGGGAAUUCCAUGAAAGUCAACGUAACAUUUACAACAUUGGUGCACCAAACAAAUGCAGUUGCUCUAAUCGGAGGAUCAAUCGGAGGUAUCAUUUUUGCAGUUUUGAUAAUUGGAGGCGUUAUAUUAGUCGUUAAGAAAUUCAGAAAAGUCGAUGUUCCGGAUGUUGUUGAAAAUUCAACGUAUGUCCCUGUUGGAGACAUAUCACCAAAUAUCAACAAUUCAGACGCAGAUGCCUUGUAUACACAACCAAAUAAAAUUAAGGCGUCCGGUUCAGCAGCUGCUCCAAAGAAACAUGGGAAGAAGUCAUGUGAAAACAAGACAUUUGAAGAUUCAACGCUCGAUGGCCACGAGCUCCAAGAAAAGAAGAAAAAUGUAAACAAGGAUGGACUCGUCUACGCAGACUUAGAUUUUCCUAAACCACGAAAAGGACAAAAGCCGUACAUACACUGCGUUGGUGACAAAACGGUGUAUGAAGAAGUUGAUUUAUCACAAAAAGCUGAGCCUCUACCAGACAGUGACGACGACGAAGCAACUGUCGAAAUAAAAAACAAAUAAAAUCAAUUGAUAGGACCACAGUAUUUGUAUCUUAGUUCCUUUCUUGUAAUAAGUUUAAUAAUAAGCUGUUUUUAUUGUUUUGAGCAGAUCUGAUAUUUCAGACAAAGAUCUAUUUUCACUUUUUAUUUGCACAUAUUGUUCUACAUCAUUUGAAGGGACAAUUUUUGAUGUGGUAGGUGUACGACCUAAAGUUCAAUGACUGUGGCCACAGGUCUUUACUCAAAUUUUGAAGAGCUUCUGUGGUAGCUUAUAUUGGUAUAGAAAUCGGCUAGUAAUUUUCCUUCAUGUUUUCAAUAUUUUAACCGUUAAAAGUAUUUCCCGUUUUGCCAGCUUAUGUAAUAUAUACAAGCUUAGGUAACACACUACCACAAUUGUAUACAAUAUCUCAUUCUUUCCUCAACACACACCAGCAUAAAGGUAAAUGAAUCACACAUACUGUUCAGUGGGACAUUUUAUUUUGGUUUGUACUCAAAAGUUCAGGAAAAAACAAAACCUCUUCAUUUUAAAAAUAAAAUGGAUGAGAUGUGCUAUGACACGUGAACAGAAACAGAAAUUUAGUCUGUCAUUAAGACUCUACGUGUAUUUCAAUUUAUGCUUACAAUUAAAAUGAUCAUAAAACAAAGUAAAAUGGAGAAUAUUGAAGAAUUGAAUUAAAAAUAAAACAUAUGAUACAAAAGGGAAAUUAACCUUCAUGAGACAUUAAUGAAGAUAAAUUGACUUAAUAGGCAACAAUAAAUAAACUUAAUAAUAUAGUGUGACAAAAGGCUAAUAUAAGGAACAGGAGUACAUCUUUGUAUCCCUGAUAAAAUUAUGAUGAUUCAUUACUCACGAGCCGAGGCUCAAAGGCAAUGUUUGAUAAUAUUUUUCAAAUUGAAUAUAGUCCAGGUAGAAUCUACCUAACUUGUAAAUAUUGUAAUUACUGAAAUGAUUGCGAGACAAGUGGUCUUAAUGCCUGAAUGCAUAUUUCAUAAUUUAUGAGUAUGUUUGGGAGAAACAUAUUUCAUGCAGGGGUGAAUAUGUUAAAUAUAAGGUGGAUUUAAUUGUGAACUAUUUUUUAUGCAAAUUUAUAGUUAUGCCACUUUGCUCAGUGAUUAUAAAUUAGUUUUUGUCUUACAAUGUCAUGUUGAUUUUAAUUCAAGAAUAUUCUAGAAUUGCAGUUUAAAUGUAUUUUGCCUGAUUAAGAAAUUGUGUUGUUUGUAGUGUUAAAAGCUAGAUGAUAAGUUUGACAUCGUCUACACUAAUAUUAACUCGCAAUAAGUUAAUCACGUUUGCCUUCCUAUAUAAUCAAAAUUAUUGUGUUUGUGUAAUUAGCAAGUCUUACUUAUUUCUCUAAUUUGCUUAAUGUAUUUUUAGUUUUAACUUAUAUAUUUAUAUAUGACCCUUUCUAUAUUCUGUUUAAGGACUUUGCAUUUGAAACGUUUAAUUAUGCUCCCUACUGUUUUAGUAUUGGAAAAGGACUUUUUUAUAUAGAGAACUUGGUGAAUUCCGCCUCGGCUGGAUUGUUUCAAUGUCUUAGUUAAGGACUGCGUACGUAUGUAGCCCCUCCCGUUACUAGCAAGAGUGGCUGCCAAAAAACUCGAUUGGCAAGCUUCCCUGUGACACAUACAAUAGGGUUAACCAAGUUUCCAUUGCAAAUUUGUUUCAUAAAUUGUUUUGAAGCUCCAUUUCUAAAAUAUAUAUGUUUUAAGAAAGAAACCAUGUCGCUAACCAACUAUAUGAGAUUAAUUUUACAUUGUUCUUUGUUAGUGUUUGUUUAAGUAAAGCCAAGUAAGUAGAACAUUUCCGAUAGAAUUGAUGACAAAUUUUCCCAAGUGUAUUGAUAUCAUGUCAUCAAUUGUUAAAGUCGAUGUGUACAAUUUUUCAACUUAAUAUUUAUGUACAGUAAUAAAAACUUUU